This is a messenger RNA of Emiliania huxleyi CCMP1516, 1791 nucleotides long. RefSeq lists its product as hypothetical. The record is from RefSeq and is a predicted model, not a curated record. The coding region runs from base 1 to 1791 and encodes 596 amino acids. The transcript has a single exon. NCBI's taxonomy places the organism in Eukaryota, Haptophyta, Isochrysidales, Noelaerhabdaceae. Gene Ontology annotation, biological process: acetylcholine catabolic process; choline metabolic process. Gene Ontology annotation, cellular component: plasma membrane. Gene Ontology annotation, molecular function: acetylcholinesterase activity.
AUGACGACGCUGCUGCAGCCGCUCCACAUGGCGGUGGACAAUCGGCACUGGAGCAGCAAACGGCUCGAUCAUCUCAUUACGCACGAGUCACCCACCUCUGUCGCCGUGGCAGCGCUCGACGACGACUGGGUCGACGCCCCCGUCCCUUCCCCUGAGCCCUCGCCGGAGCUCUCAGGGGUAGUCGUGCGCAUUGACACCGGCGAGGUGCUGGGGCGCGCAAACGGCGCCUGCAACUCUUUCUUUGGUGUGCCGUUUGCCGCAACACCGACGGGCUCGCUGCGCUUCCGGCCGCCCUCUGCGGCCGUUCCGUGGGCAGGUACGCUGGACGCGCGCGUGAGCGACAUCAAAGGCUGUACGCAGCCCUCGCUGGACUUCUUGGAGGAGUUCUUCAAGCUGCCGGGGUGGGCAGACGGGUGGAUCGAGGACACGGGCUUCGAGACCCAGUCGAGCGAGGACUGCCUUACCGUCUCGGUGCACACGCCCGACGUCAACGGCAGCGCGCCUGUGCUCGUGUUUCUGCACGGCGGCUCCAAUCUCAACGGCAAGGCAGGCGACAAAUGGCCUCAGCCCAUCUGUGCGGGUGGCGCCGUCCUCGUCGAGGUCAACUAUCGGCUCGGCGUCUUCGGCAACCUCGCGCUACCAGAGUUGCUGGCAGAGACUGGCACCGCCGGCAACCAGGGGCUGCAGGAUCAGCGUGCUGCACUGGAGUGGGUGCAGCGCAACAUACACGCGAUGGGUGGCGACCGCACGCGCGUGAGCCUGAUGGGCGAGUCCUCCGGCGCCAUGGCGGUCGCCGCGCACCUCGCGCUGCCGCGCUCGUCUGGGCUGUUUGCGCAGGGAAUCCUCAUGUCUGGCAAUGAUUACUCGCUCACGCUGACCGAGGCGUUCGCUGCUGGGAACCAGUUUGCCGCCCUCUCUGGCUGCGGUAGCGCAGUCAACCGCUUGUCGUGCCUCCGGGGAUUGGACCCUAAGAUGCUGGUUAAUACACAGACGCCCGUGUACAACCAAAGCAUGCGCGCGCUGCAGACGCCGGUGGCCGACGGCUUCGAGCUUCCACCUGGCACCUCACUCGCGAGCCUGUACGCGUCCGGUCGCGUCCAUCCCAAGCCGCUGCUGCUGGGCACGACCAAGGACGACAUCUCAGUCUUCCUGAGACACUCGUGGAGGGAGGUGCUACCGCGGCUGCUCCAAGAGUCGUCCCUCACCAAGGACGACCUCGCGGGCUUCCUGGAGCGCUUCCUGCCGAGCGCGUCGCCCGAGGAGCGGGACGCCGUGUUGCGCGCCUACACACCCGCUCGGUUCGGGCCACCCGCAGUCAGGCACGCGCUUUACGAGCUCGGCACCGACGGUUACUACGCGUGCCCAACUCGGAGGAUCGCCUCGGCUGUGGCGUCUCGCCUGCCGGGCAGCGUUUUCCGCUAUGUUUUCGCGGCAGCGAUCGUCGACAUUGACACGCGCCGAAUGCCUGACUGGGCUCGCACGCUCCUGUUUCCUCUGAGGGAACGGCUGGCGGACCCGUUGCUCGGCGCUUACCACGGCUCGGACUCUGAGUUGUUGUGGAGCGACCCGUACACGCUCCUCGACGCCGAGGAGAGCGCCCUUCGCCGCCGGAUGCUGCAGCACUGGCUCAGCUUCGUCAAGACAGGCCGUCCGAUGGAGAGUUGGCCUGCCUUUGGAUCGACCGAGUCGUUCAUCAAGCUCGACACGAGCGGCGACCGCGUCGGCGAGCAUUGGCACCGCGCAAGCUGUGAGAUCUUACAGCGCUUUCGCUUUGUAUGGGACCCGGGAUGA